Durusdinium trenchii is the source of this 1922-nucleotide messenger RNA. The record is from the annotation of a GenBank genome assembly. Lineage: Eukaryota; Dinophyceae; Suessiales; Symbiodiniaceae.
CUGGGACUGGGAACUUUUGCCCAGCAUGCCCAUGGAGCCGACGAAGCUGCCACAACGCCUUGUGAACAGCUUCAAGUGGGCCCAGGUAUGUGUGGAAUGGGCAGAUGAACAGAAUUUAUUGGCAUGGGUUGGCACCAUGAAAGAGCUACCAUACUCGACUUGGUUUUCUGGGCACGGAUGUGCGGAGUUGGGGCUGGCUAUGCUGGCCGGAGCUCUGAGGAAGGUUGGAAAGGGGGGGGGUGACUCCUUUUUGCCGUCCUACGAGUUCGAGAUCUCUGCCAAAGCCAGAGGUGCAACAGUGGACCGGAUUCCAGAACACUGUUGCCAAUAUGUCGACAUUCUGAGAAUGCUAAAUGAGAGCUCCAGAAAAAGUCUCCAGGAGCUUGAAGCUACCUGCCCCAAGGUCUCAGAGGACGUGUGGACGUUCUUAUUGAAGCAAGAGUUUGUUUAUGAACAGCUUUGCCCCCGCCACAGGAACAGGUGUUCUGUGCCUCGAACGGUUUUGGACAUAUCUGGCUCAAUGUGCAAGGGUUUCAGCACGCUUGGAAAAAAAGACCAAGGAGGGCUCCUACGCGAAGAAUCCCAAUACAACAAGCUCCUGUUGGCGUGGGCCAUUGCCCACGGUAGGGCUGAGACCCCAAUACUCAUACACGAGAAUGUUCGAGGAUUCUCUUCCAGCUACCUAGCUGGAAAAUUGGAGCAUUUCCACUAUAGGCACGUAUCCACCAUCAAAACUACUGGAUCGGACUGCGGUUUGCAUGCAAACAGCCGCAAACGUGUGUAUGACGUGUUCAUCCUGGACAAGUAUAUGGAGCAGGUGUUGGACCCAGCACAAGUCUACAGCAACAUGGUGAACCACUUACAGUCUGUCCUUGAGCCCGUUCCGCUGGAGGAUGUGGCUUGGAUGGAAGCAGAGAGCUUUCCACAUGAGCUCCGACAAGAGAUGCUUGAAAAUUGUAAUCAGAACUGUGCAUUGGACCGAGAUAAAAUCCUGCACAUGGACAUGUCCGACUGGAGAGUUCUUCUGAGUUCCUCUGAGCAAGCUAACUACCGGGCCUAUUUGAAGGAUUUGGGCCAAGCAGAUCUUCCAAAGGAAAGCAGACCGAUCCGUGCAGUUUGCGUGUCCCAAGACCCCAGCUUCAUCAACAUGGGGGGCUCCCCAGAGAAGCUCCCCGCUUUUACCACAGACAGUACCCGCCGCAUCAUGCUCACGAGCAAAGAGCGGUGGCUCACCGCUGCUGAGAAAAUGGCCAUUACGGGAUUUCCAGUACACAAGGAAUUGGGAGAAGCAGCAUUGGUUCCCGUUGUUCCAGUUGAUAGCACAGGUUUGUGGCAUCGGGGAGUUGGCAACGGUAUGAUUGUCGGCAAUGUCGGCAUGAUUGCGCUGAGUGUACUUGUUUCUCUGAAGCCCAAACCACUCAUGGAGGAUGCUAUUGCAAGAGCUUUGCGUGAUCGGGAUCUGCUGGGUAUGCCAAAGGAGCUUCGCUUCCAUAAUGGGUGGAAGAAGUGGAGAUUGGAAGUAGGGGAAACCACCCACAGUUUCACUGACAAAAGUCAGGCACGCGCUGCUGCCACAUGGCUUCAACAAUGCAAGCACCAGCUGGAACUUGAGAGUGGUAAGGCUCUUCAGGAGGAACUGAAAGUGGCCGGAGUCCCUCGGAAGAGAAACAAGGAGGACUUGGUCAAGUCCAUUCUCCGUCUUCGCUAUAAAGCAGAAAAUCGAGGUUGUAUUUGCUGCAGCGGUCUUCAGACAUCAAAGGAGCCAGAAAAUGCAAAGAAGAAGGGCCACCCGCCGGAGGAAGAUGUGCCCGCCAAGGUCAGAGGGUAUUUAAGAAUUCAGUGGAUCCGCCCUGAAAUUCACCAGGAGGCUCUGGAGAAAGCAAAGAAGAAGGGGAUCAAACAGGAUCUGUUGCAUACAGAGG